AUGCAGCGGUUGGGGAAGACGGCGGACGCCUUGCUGACUAAUAAUGAGGUGCCCGACUAUCCCCUGCUCGAAUUUCCGACCAGCUUCCAUCUUGAGUGUCUCCACGGCUGGCACAGGGUCGAAGCUGGGCGGGAAUUUUUCGAUCCUGGGGACGAUUGGUGGACGGUUGAUCUGUACCUCUCAGACCUGAAUGUCGACCUGAAGACAUGCCUCGUCGAAGAAUACUCCAACGAGGAGAAGCCCUCAGAUGGCGAGAUCUACUACAAGAUGUGGUGCUACCAUUUCCAGCGGAAUUUCAGCUUUGAAAUGCGGUGGAAGGCGCGCCUGCGAGGCAAGCGGCAGCAGUACCUGCUGACACUCACCCGUAAUGAAGCAAUGACGGCGGCAUUCGAUGACUUGCUCGACAUCCCGUUUGUAUCCAUGGUGUGCCCUUGA
Pseudogymnoascus destructans is the source of this 435-nucleotide messenger RNA. RefSeq lists its product as uncharacterized. The coding region runs from base 1 to 435 and encodes 144 amino acids. Lineage: Eukaryota; Fungi; Ascomycota; Leotiomycetes; Thelebolales; Thelebolaceae. The transcript is spliced from 2 exons. The record is from RefSeq and is a predicted model, not a curated record.